This is a messenger RNA of Exaiptasia diaphana, 2880 nucleotides long. RefSeq lists its product as uncharacterized. Lineage: Eukaryota; Metazoa; Cnidaria; Anthozoa; Actiniaria; Aiptasiidae. Gene Ontology annotation, biological process: Rho protein signal transduction. The record is from RefSeq and is a predicted model, not a curated record. The coding region runs from base 503 to 1837 and encodes 444 amino acids. The transcript is spliced from 5 exons. Gene Ontology annotation, molecular function: coreceptor activity; death receptor activity; nerve growth factor binding. Gene Ontology annotation, cellular component: plasma membrane; cell surface.
UGUUGAGGACCAGAGUGGUCCUUUCCUCAUUUCGUUGCUCUGACAAAAAUAAUGCAAUAAUGCAACGGAAAUGUAAUGUUCAAAUUCUUGUUUCCAUUUAUGGGAAUAUCUUUAUUUCCUUUGCAGUCGACGGAAAACGAUGCGGAAAAAAUCUUCCAACAUGAACGACGACGUUUUCCGGCCAGGGCGACCCCCCAAGCAAGUUCAUUUGGAGCUGGCAAUCUUUAACGAUGAUGAUCGAGUAAGGAGCAAGGAAAGAUGUAUUUCUGACGGGAAAUUGCACAUAUUUCAAGCGGCAAACUCCGGAAUCGGUGGAGUUUGCGUAGUAGCUUACCUUAAUUUAUGUACUCAGCAUGUGAUUGAUCGUGAUGUCAAAUCAUUUCAUUGACGAAAUCCCUUAUGCUUUUACGAGAAAACGGUGGAUGAAACUCAGGCGACGAAAUCCCUAGCUCAUCAAUUUGAUAGCAUUCUAUUUUUCACCAUUUUCAAUCGUGACUUUAACAUGCUGAAACAUAAGAAAAUCUUCAUCAAAAUGGAAACUCUUUUAGUUCUGGUCUUUUUCUACCUGCCAUCAUCAUUUAAUAAACCUCUAAAACCAUCUGUAUGUAGGGAUGAUCAAGUUACCUAUAGAAAAAAUGGAAGUACAAGAAUACAUUGUUGGACUUUAAUAAAAAUGUGCCCUGUUGGGAUGGGUUUGAAAUUUAAGUUUGUACCUGGAAAAGUGUAUCAAUGGGGAACAUUUAACACUGGUUGUGAGUCGUGCAAGACAGGAAUAACAUUUUCAGACAUAGAAGACUAUAGCMAGUGURAAAACUGUACACAGUGCARGGACAAUGAAAKAUCARUAGGGCAGUGUUACUAUGACAAGGAUGAAAUCCAGUGCACAGGGCAAUGUAAAGAAGGAUUUUAUUGGUCAAAUGCAUCCUGUAUCGCAUGCAGUCAGUGCUGUAGAGAUAUUGGCAAUUGUGCUAGUAGCUGUCCUGAUUUGUCCAGUAAGAACUGUACCUUGACAGCAAAUGAGACUCACAGCACUAGUAAUGCUAAUGGUACUCACGGCAGUAAUGCUAAUGGUACUCAAAGCAAUAAUAUUACUAACAGUACUGUGACCAAUAGCACUAGUCCUUCUAAUGGCAAAAUCCCAAGUGAUCAUGGAGACAAUGGCAGUCCAAAGGAUGAUGCAAAUACUAAAGGAUCAGUAACGCCUGGGCAACUUGUACUUGCGAUUUUGUGCUCUCUGUUUCUACUUUGUGCAUUACUUAUUUUUGCUUGUUUGACAUGUAAAGCACGCAGAACACAACCAGGAAAUAGACCAAAUCGCUUUGUCAUUCAUUAUGAUAACAUAGAUGCCCAGCCUGUAUUUAAGAAAUUAGAUGUGUCAUCUGUUGAAAGUACUGAAGUAGAUUGCCCUAGCAGUACUACAUUGGUUGCUUCAUCUGCUGAUCAUGCUGUAAAUUGCCUACUACAAGGAAAUGAAGUCCCAAUAAAAUUGGAUGAAAGUUGUAAUGAAGAAAAUGGAACUGCAAGUCAAAGACAGGUCAAUAAUCAAGUUGUGUUGGUGGCUGAUUCCCUAAAAGUUAAAGACAUGCCCCUCAUGGAAAGGCUUGAGAUAUGUCGUAAAUUCGAUGAAACAAACAAAUUCUUCACAGACUAUCGUUCAUUGGGUACAGGACUUGGCAUGACRAAUAUGGAGGUUAAUCAAYUAGGCAAUGAAUCCUCUCCAACAUCUUGUAUUCUGCAAAAAUACAAGGAAACAGAUUUAGAGGUUUUCCGUCAAGAAGUUAAAGAAAUUGAGGACUUACGGGCUGGUUUAGCUGAUAGUAUACUAACUGAUACAUGACCUAAGAAUAAGCACACUCAUGAAUGGUACACUCACAAUUUAUCAUAAUUAGAAGCAUAAGCAAAAAAUUUUUGUAACAAAAUGGAAACAAUUUAUACUGCUCUUAUGAUGGCAGCUUACUGGUAUGUGUUUUUUUUUUUUUUGCCAUAUCAAUGAAAAGAAGCUCAUGUAAAGCAAAGGCCCACGUGCAUCCAUGAACCUGUGCAAUCAUUUCUUUGGUUUACAAAAUGAUCUCUUGUUGAAGUGUGUUUUGGACAAAGAUUCUUUGGUGCACAUGGACUUUAAUAGUGCAGUGAGUUUUGGACAAACCUAGAUGGUCAUGUUGUGAAGGUGUUGUGUAGUAGGUUGAUGAUCUUGUGUUCUGUGAGUGUAUUGAUUUUGUGUUUAAGGUACUUGGUUUGUUGUGUUUGUGUUUUGUAUUUUUUUUGUGAAUUGUUGUGUUUGUAUGUUAAGUUUUAUAAAAGAUGGCUUGUAUAUAGUCUUCCUUGCAGUCGUUCUUGUGUGAUCACCGAAAGCUGAGAUAUAAUUUUUGUYAGURCAGCUGUUGUCCAAUAGGCAAAUAUUUUUUAUAUAAUUGUUUGCUUCAUUGAAAAAUUUAUUGCAUCAAAAUAUUUGAAUGCAAAUGGCAUUUCUGCUAGAGGUGGUUUAUAAUAUUUAUUGAAAGUGAAGUUUUCAUAAAAUGCAUACAUAAAAUCCAGUGUUUUUAGUGGAGAUGCUGGCAUCUUACAAUAGCCAAUACAUACACUGGUGUGAAAAUAGCUGUUUUAUACCAUUUAGAACCUAUUAAAGCCUUUUCUUUAGGAAAGUUCUUAAUAGAUGUAAGUAAUAKAAGUAGUGUUAAUGGAUGGCUGGACCUUUCAUCAUAUUUAUAUCACACAUCUAUAAUAUUUAAAUAGUCUAUAUGAAUUUUCUAACUUAUACAUAGUUUAUAAUUUUUUAUUAAUUUUUUUUGUUCUGUCAAUGUUGUAGUAGUGUAAUAAAGUGCAGAAUUUUAGAAUCAUACUUAGAAAUUUUAAUAUAUUAAUAAAAAUCACUUCAUUUUU